UGUUGCUCUCGUUUCCCGAGGCCCUUUUUUUAAUGUGAAUGCCAAGUGCUGUUGUUGCGUCGUAAGUGGGGGCGUUGCAACGCAAAGGUUUCAUAUUGACCUCACUUCCAGGAAGAUGUCACAGCUUAAGUUCUGUUCUCGACGAUCCCCAGUGGUUUGCUGUAAUGGCUGUGUUGCAUCAAGCCAGUCUCUUGCCACGAAUGUCGGCCUUGAUAUUUUAAAGAUGGGCGGCAAUGCUGUAGAUGCUGCUGUGGCCGUCGCUGCCACUUUAAAUGUUACCGAACCAUUCAGUACAGGGCUAGGUGGAGAUUGUUUCUGCCUGUAUUAUGAUGCAAAGACAAAGCAGGUGCAUGGUCUCAAUGGAAGUGGAAGGUCUCCACAAUCCCUCACCCUUGAGCUUCUAAAAGAAUAUGGCUUUGAUGAAGCAAAUCCUCUGCCUUCACGACAUGCAUGUAACAUCACAGUCCCUGGUGCUGCUGCUGCAUGGUGUGAUGCUGUCAUGUUGUAUGGAAGCAAACAGCUUUCCAUGGGGCAGAUUUUACAACCAGCAAUAGAAAUGGCUGAGAAGGGCUUUCCAGUGUCUGAGAUUACUUCUUACCAGUGGAAACAAGAUGCUCAUGUUCUUCAGUCUCCUGGAAAUCAACAUGGGAAGGACCUCUUGAUCAAUGGUGAAGUACCAGAGCAUGGUCAAGUUUUCCAAAAUCCUCUUUUGGCAAACACUUUUAAGGAAUUAGCAAAAUCUGGCAAAAGAGGCUUUUACGAAGGUCAUGUGGCUAAAGCAAUUGUGGAUGUUAUUCAAAAUAAUGGUGGAGUAAUGGAUUUAGGAGACCUGAAAAGUCAUGUCACUGAAGAAGUUGAGCCUAUUGUCACAAAUUACAAGGGCAUGAAUAUUUGGGAAAUUCCUCCCAAUGGUCAAGGAAUCACAACUUUAUUAGCCCUGAAUAUUUUAGAAAAUUUCAAUGUGAAAGAUCUGUACCAUAAUUCUACUCAUUACUUGCACAUUUUAAUUGAAGCAUUCAAGCUGAGCUUUGCUGAUAGUUUUUGGUUUUGUGCUGAUCCGGAAAAAGGAACAGUACCUACAGCACAGCUCCUUUCUAAAUCUUAUGCCAGAGACCGUUCAGAUUUAAUCAAUUUACACAGAGCAAUUGCCCAAUAUAGUCAUGGAAAUCCCUUCCCAGUGGGCAAUGACACCGUUUAUUUUAGUGUGGUGGAUGCUGAAGGCAAUGCCUGCUCUUUCAUUAACAGCCUCUAUAAAGGAUUUGGUUCAGGGCUGGUGCCAGAUGGUUGUGGAUUUACUUUGCAAAACAGAGGAGCCUGUUUUUCACUACAGCAUGAUCAUCCAAACUGCUUGGCCUCUCGCAAGCGACCCUAUCAUACAAUUAUACCAGCACUGGCCACUGCAGCCGAUACUGGAGAGCUUUUGUGCUGCUUUGGAGUUAUGGGAGGAUUCAUGCAACCGCAAGGUCAGGUGCAAGUACUACUAAAUAUGUUUGAAUUUGGAAAGAAUCCCCAAGAGGCUUUGGAUGCAUCUCGUUUUUAUAUAGAGUAUAGCAAAAAAGAUGCGUGGCAGGUGUUCUUGGAAGACGGCAUUCCUCAAAACAUAGCAGAUGAUUUGAGAGCCAUGGGCCAUAAUGUCAAGGAACCUGUCCUUGGUUAUGCCAGGAGUAUGUUUGGACGUGGUCAAGUUAUCACCAAAGGAGAAUGGUGGAAACAAAAACCCCUCUCUUCUUCCUACGCUGUACUUUGGGCUGGAUCUGAUCCUCGAGCUGAUGGUUGUGCAUUGGGAUACUAGUAUGAAAAGCAAAGAUGGCUAGAUUGAGUGAAUAGAAACAGAUUUCAAAGUGACAUAGUACAAUGAUAUACUAGAAAACAGAGGGGAAUAGAUCAAUAUCUGUUUGAUCCAUAAGAAUAAUUUGAUGAUGAUAGUCCAUGUUUUGCACAAAGAAACCCCAGGUUUAGUUAUUUCAUUUAUUUGCCAGGGUUUUGAGAUAAUGGGAUACUCAUCUGCUACUCAUAUUAGAGCAUAUUGGCUACUUUUUUCUCCUAGCGCUUAAUCGUGGUUUAUUAAGCAAAUCAGGAAGAUAAAAGUAAUUCUGAUUUUUUUCAACCGCUUCUUGGUUAGUUUCCUCAAUGUUUUUCUUUCAAUAUCAAGAGAAGUAAGGGCAACACACAAACAAAACCAGAAGUCAGAAUUCUAAGUUUAAAAGGAAAAGACCUGGCUUAAAAUCAAGACCUGGAAAUCAGUAAAUCAUGUCAUCCAGUUAUAGUUUGUUGCAAAAUCAUUUAUUUUUAUUUUUUGAGGUGUUUGCAUGUUAUAUAUUAUUUUAAAAAUAUAUGAUUUAGUGUUUGUAUAAACUGAGUAACUAUAAAGUAUGUUAGUUAUAUCCUUUAUGAGCAUUUUUAAUCACACUAAUAUAAAAAGUUUUUGUUGACACUGUAUUUGUUCUUCAAAACAAAUAUAUAAACAUUUGAAUAACUGACAAACCCAGGUUAUUUCUUUCCUAGCUUUCCCUACUAUAUAUGUUUGAUCAACUACUA
Pseudonaja textilis is the source of this 2538-nucleotide messenger RNA. RefSeq lists its product as uncharacterized. Gene Ontology annotation, molecular function: glutathione gamma-glutamate hydrolase. Lineage: Eukaryota; Metazoa; Chordata; Lepidosauria; Squamata; Elapidae. The record is from RefSeq and is a predicted model, not a curated record. Gene Ontology annotation, biological process: glutathione catabolic process.